UCCAAUAAAGUUUGGGUCGACAGGUUGCCCUUAAUGAAUGCACAAUAGUAGGCUACAUAUUAUAUAUUGUUUUGAUGUAAUUGUAUUCAGUUAAAAUAACAGGAAAGAGGCGUUUAUCAAAAUAGCAAGCGAGCGGGAUAUAUAUAAAUUGUAAACCGAACUCGAGAUAUUCCGAUCCAAAAAUCAAAAUUAUGGAGCGAAAUAGCACGUCUGGAAAACAUGGUUUGGAGGGGGAUGCAGACCUCCAGUUCCUCCUGCAAGGGGGGCAUCUCCAGAAGGUGCGCUCAGGCUCCUGGAAGAAGAAUCGUUUCUUCAGGCUGGAGGAAGACUGCAAAACCAUUUGGCAUGAGUCACGCAAGAUCCUGAGGACCAACCAGACCUUCUCCAUUGAGGACAUUGAGUCUGUGAGGCGGGGCCGGCAGUCGGAGGGCCUGCAGAAAUACACGGACGACCGGGUGGAGGACAGCUGUUUCUCCAUCAUCUUCAAGGGCCGUCGCAAGAACCUGGACCUGAUAGCCGGAUCGGCCGAUGUAGCGAAGCAGUGGGUCACCAGCCUGGAGAAGAUCAUCAACAACAUGGACAACCUCCACCGCCAUCAGAAGACGGAGCACUGGAUCUUCAACUGCAUGCGCAAAGCUGACAAGAAUGAUGACAACAAAAUGACCCUAAAGGAACUGAAGCACUUCCUGCGGCAGAUCAACGUUGAAGUGGAUGACAGCUAUGCAGAAGAUCUCUUUGCGAAAUGUGACAAGUCUAAGUCAGGCACGUUGGAAGGACAGGAAAUCAAGGAAUUCUACAAUUUGCUAACUCACCGGGAAGAGGUUGAUGUUAUCUACAACAAGUAUGCCAGGACAGAUGGCAAAAUGAGCUCAGAGGACCUGUUAAACUUUAUUCUCAACGAGCAGCGGGAGUACACCUCUCUGGAUGACGCAGUCACAUUAAUCCACAAGUACGAACUUGACGACUCAGCCAAGCAGAAAAAGCAGAUGACCAAGGAUGGCUUCCUGAUGUACCUGCACCAGCCUGAGGGCAUGAUCCUCAACCAUAAACACAGGCCAGUGUAUCAGGAUAUGAGCCAGCCCCUGAACCAUUACUUCAUCUCAUCCUCUCACAACACCUAUCUGAUGGAGGAUCAGCUCAAGGGGCCGAGCAGCACUGAGGCCUACAUCCGGGCACUGAUGAAGAGCUGUCGUUGUGUGGAGCUGGAUUGCUGGGACGGACCGAAUGGCGAGCCGGUCAUAUAUCACGGCUACACUCUCACUUCCAAAGUCCUCUUCAAAGAUGUGAUUAAAGCCAUCAAGGAAUAUGCCUUCAAGACUUCAGAGUACCCUGUGAUCCUCUCCUUGGAGAACCACUGCAAGCUGGAGCAGCAGAAGCUGAUGGCCCAGCACUUGACCUCCAUUCUGGGCAGUGCCUUAGUCGCUCAGCCCCUGGAGGACCAGAUGCCCACAAACUUCCCCUCCCCAGAGGAGCUGAAGGGGCGGUUUCUGAUCAAGGGCAAACGUCUGAACAAGCUGGAUGCCUUCUACACCCCGAACAGCAUGGUGGAGGACGACUGCGUGUCUGAGGAAGAUGAGGCUGCUGAAACCACAAAGGAGAAUGGAGAGAAGCCCAAAUCCAAGAAAUCCAAGAUGAAACUGGCCAAAGAGCUUUCUGACAUUGUCGUUUACUGCAAGAGUGUUCACUUCAGUGGCUUCGACCACGCAAGAGACAACCAGGCAUUUUACGAGAUGUCCUCCUUCAAAGAGAACAAGGCAAUGAAUUUGGCUGAAAAUUCAGCCACAGCAUAUAUUCACCACAACGUGGACAAGCUGAGCCGAAUCUACCCUGCAGGCUCCAGAACAGACUCCUCCAACUACCACCCUGUGCCUAUGUGGAAUGCUGGCUGUCAGAUUGUGGCCCUGAACUUCCAGACACGCUCCAAGGAGAUGCACCUGAACCAGGGCCUGUUCCUGCCCAACGGUCGGACCGGGUACAUCCUGAAACCCAAGUUCUUGCGUGACAAAGCUUCCAAGUUCAACCCCACCGCACUCGCAGAAGGAGAGUGGCUACAGCGCAAGACACUAAAUCUGAUGAUCAUCUCAGCCCAGCAGCUUCCCAAGCUCAACAAAGACAAGUGCAAGUCUAUUGUGGACCCCCUGGUGAGGUUGGAGGUGUAUGGCGUUCCAGCAGACGUGGCAACCAAAGAAACACACUCCAUUGAGAACAAUGGCUUCAACCCCAUGUGGAAUGAGGAGUUUGAGUUUGAUGUCCGUGUGCCGGAACUUGCCCUGGUGCGUUUUGUUGUGGAGGACUAUGACUCCACUUCCCAGAAUGACCUUAUUGGACAUUACACCCUGCCCUUCACCAGUAUGUUAAAUGGAUACCGACACAUUCCUCUGCUCACAAAGAGUGGCGAUAUCAUCCCCUCAGCUGGACUGUUUGUACAUGUCAUGGUUAUGGAUACCAAAUAGGAUCCAAGUUCCUGAAUCACCAAUAUCCUCCUAUGGCAAAGCAUAAAGUUUCAGCAGUCCACCAUUUUACCCAUGAAGACACCCAGCACCUACAGCACAUCACCAUAAAAAACGCUACUUUUUCCAAGUCUUCAUUCAAAAUAUAUUUUCCUUGUAAAGUGAAAUUCAGUUCAGUCAUUUUGAAAUACGAUAAUGGUGCACUGUCACAUAUUGUCAGGGCUUUGUUGGUUAAACAUCUCUGCUGAACAGAAUUGAAAUAUUUUUCAACAUAUUCUUUUAUGUUGGAAGUUUCAGGUUUUUUAAGCUGUAUUAAGAAAUAUGAGUAUGCAGAACAAUCAUGAAAAUUAGCAAUGCUAAAAAUGUGCUUUUAAAACAUGAAACAUUUUUAUAUCUACUUGGACAAAUUUCAGUUUCCAUGUAUUUACUUACUGCACUACUGGUUGAAGCAAUAGCCUCAUCACAGGAAAUGUAUUAGAAAAAUCCAUCAGUAUUUCAGAAAUGUAUUGUUGAAAUGUAUAUGGGUGCAGUCAUUUUAAACAAUUGAAACUGAAAAUGUGAUAAAUGUUUGGCAUGACUGUAUGCAGUGACUUGCAUACAAGACUACAGUGUGCAGAUUUGCUAGCAGAUUUGCUGGUUUAUAACUAGCUUAUACACUCUCAAAUUGUAUACCAGCAUUGUCCCCUUUUGAACAUCAGGUGAGGUUCUGUUAGACAUCAUUCAGAAAUAGAUCUCGACAAACCUUUUGUAGUUGAAUGUUUUUUUCCUUUGGGAAUUACAAAAUACUGUUUAUACUGUUUACUAUUAUUUUCUGCCUCACAGUGUUUAAGGAUUUAUGUAUGUAUGUUACUUCCGUUAUCCAACUCUAAACACCUUGCUCGUUUGUGUUGAUCUGUAUUUUCAAAUUUGUCCUUGCUGGAGAAACCAUGUAUCAAUUAUUUUACUUAACUAAGCUAUUCAUUAUUGAAGAGAAGAUUGUGUCACCUGUGUCUACAAUAAGACACAAAUUGAGACAUAUCUUACAUUGUUAUAUUACAUGUUGGGGUAAAACAGUUAACUGGCAAAACAGUAUAAUUCUGCUCUUAUAUAAUGUGGUUCAUAUCAGGACAUCGAGACAAUGAGUUCAUGUAAAAAAUUGCUGUUUAUAGGGCACUAAAUAUAUGUGUGAAGCUUUACAAAAAAUACUUUUUAAAAGUAUAUUAAAAAACCUUAAAUUUAAAAGGUUGUAUCUGCAUGGAGCCCAUUCACUUUGGUAUCUCAGUAUCUCAAAACCAUUCAGACCGCAGAUACUGUAGAACCUUGUCAGGGUUUAGCAUACAUUAAAGCUUACAGGUAUUUCUGGUUAUAAUGGGUUAUGUCCUUUUAAAGGACUGGUUUGGAUUGGCUGGUGUAAACGGUGGAAGAAUGUAUGUAAAGCAAAUUUGUUCGGAAAGUUUUUGUUUUAGCCAGAAGUCUGCUCAUUUCUGUACCAAAGCAUCGACUGCUGGCAUGAUUAUGUUGAAAUGAGAUUUGAGAGGAGUGUGCAUUGCACCAAUCAGUAUAAUUUGCACAGUACAUCGGUCUCUGCAGAAUUUAAUCAACUCAGCAUUUAACAAUCAAGACGAUUACCGCAAGGUCUUCAUUUCCUGCAGCAGAUAGCAUUUACCUUAUUUUGUUGUACAGUAAAUCUGAAUACUUUGUUAGUUUUCUAUACUUUUCUACUUAUGCUUUUUCUAUAUCUGUAUGUGGUAGCAUAAUGCUCUGUCCACAGCCAAAGUCAAAACAUUUAUAAAAGAUUUUUUUUUUAAAUGACAAAUUAUCAUUUCUACAUUUUGGUGAGCUGCUUAGUUUCUCUUUUAUUUUACUUUGUUUGUGAAAACAAUAGAAAAUAAAUGAAAAGGUUAACCAGUGA
Molecule: messenger RNA, 4341 nt
Organism: Conger conger (European conger)
Lineage: Eukaryota; Metazoa; Chordata; Actinopteri; Anguilliformes; Congridae
Gene: plcd1a
Product: phospholipase C, delta 1a
Exons: 15
Coding region: 192-2453 (753 amino acids)
Biological process (GO): lipid metabolic process; phosphatidylinositol-mediated signaling
Molecular function (GO): calcium ion binding; phosphatidylinositol-4,5-bisphosphate phospholipase C activity
Source: RefSeq, a predicted model, not a curated record